AUGGAAAAUAAAGAUUCAAAGAAAAUUUUUGGUGAUGAUUCUGAUGAUGACACAUCAGAGGAUAGUGAAACUUGGAAGGUCAUUUCAUUAUUAUGGGGUUCUCCCUGUGAAAUCAUAGACAUUGCAUGGUCUCCGGAUGCUGAAUAUAUCGUUGCUGCAUGUAUGGAUGGUGGUUCCAGAAUAUGGCGUGUGAAAGAAGCAAAGUGUGUAUGUGUUUUGAUGGACCAUGUUCGUAAUGUUCAAGGUGUUGCAUGGGAUCCACUUUGUCAAUAUAUUGCUACUCAAAGCAAUGACCGAACUGUUCAUAUAUACUCGUAUAAUAUUCAUUCAAAUGGUACCUUUGAAACGACUCUCGUUAGCAAAAACUUUAAGGUUGAAAUCAUAAGCAAGAAAGGUCCAAAACCUUUAAAAGACACUACCAAAACAUGUGAUGAUUUGAGCGAACAUAAAUGUAAUAGUGAUAAACAUACUGUAGUGCUUGCAAAUUCUGAAUCCAAGAUCGCCGUAAAUGAUAUUUCAGGUGGCGUUAAUCUCAUAUCAAAUACUAUAGAGUGUCCUGGAAGCAUAAAAAAUGAUCCUUCACAAGUGCCAGCGACACCAUCUGUACCAAAGCAGCUUAAAAAGCACUUUCGACUAUAUUGUGACGAAAUGAUAAAUACCUUUUUUAGACGAUUGGAUUUUACACCAGAUGGUGGACUAUUACUUACGCCGGCCGGACAGUAUUAUAAUUCUAUGAUUGACAUGAUAAACAAUAAAAGUGAUAGAGAUGAAAGUAAUCAUAAAGUUGACACAACAAUUCUAAAUACUGUUUACUUAUUUGCUCGAAAUAAACUAAACAAACCGAUCGCUUUUCUACCGGGACAUAAGAAACCAUUUGUUGUUGUAAAAUGCAAUCACAUCUUUUAUAAAUUACGGUUUCCCCGAAAAAAUUUUCAACCACGAAUUGAUGCUACAGCAUUGCAAACGAGAUCAGAAUACUUUAUUACUGACAAUUCUUAUAGUGAUAAAUCGUUUAAUGUUCAUUUACCACCUUUAUUUGACUUACCAUACCGCAUAAUUUAUGCAGUGGCAACUCAAGAUUCUGUGCUUAUAUAUGAUACAGAGCAGUAUGCUCCUUUG
Racocetra persica is the source of this 1119-nucleotide messenger RNA. The record is from the annotation of a GenBank genome assembly. NCBI's taxonomy places the organism in Eukaryota, Fungi, Glomeromycota, Glomeromycetes, Diversisporales, Gigasporaceae.